Molecule: messenger RNA, 999 nt
Organism: Tachyglossus aculeatus (Australian echidna)
Lineage: Eukaryota; Metazoa; Chordata; Mammalia; Monotremata; Tachyglossidae
Product: olfactory receptor 2M3-like
Exons: 2
Coding region: 1-999 (332 amino acids)
Biological process (GO): G protein-coupled receptor signaling pathway
Cellular component (GO): membrane
Molecular function (GO): olfactory receptor activity; G protein-coupled receptor activity
Source: RefSeq, a predicted model, not a curated record
AUGGCGGAGGGGAACAAGACACCAACGACGGAUUUCAUUCUCCUGGGCCUGUUCCCCGAGUUCGGACACCGGGCCUUCCUCAUCUCCAUCAACCUCCUGAUCUUCGCCGUCGCCGUAACCGGGAACGCCGUCCUGAUCCUCCUCAUCUGGAGGGAUCCCCGGCUCCACACCCCCAUGUACUUCCUGCUCAGCCAGCUCUCCCUCAUGGACUUGGCUUUGCUCAACGCCACGGAGCCCAAGAUGGCGUACGACUUCUUCUCGGGGAGGAGAAACAUCUCGGCGUUCGGCUGCGGAGCCCAGAUGUUCUUUUACCUGACCCUCGGCUCGUCUGAGUGCGUCCUCCUGACCUUCAUGUCCUAUGACCGCUUCGUGGCCAUCUGCCGCCCGCUGCGUUACCCGGUCCUCGUGAGCCCGGGGCUCUGCCUGGGGACGGUCGCCGGCACCUGGAUUGGGGCUGCCUUCUUUUCUCUGAGCAACGUUCUCUACGUGAUGAGCAUUCCCAUCUGCGGGGCCAGGGUGAUCCCCCAAUACUUUUGCGAGCUUCCGUCCGUACUGCGGCUCUCCUGCCGGGACACCUCUACCUACGACCUGGUGGUGUUGGCGUCCGGGUUCGCGCUGAUCCUCAUCCCCUUCUCCCUCAUCGCGUCUUCCUACGCCCUCAUCUUCCUCACCGUCCUGCGCAUGGACUCCCGGGAGGGGAGGAGGAAGGCCCUGACCACCUGUUCUUCCCACCUCACCGUGGUCACCCUCUACUACGGCCCGAUCGUCUUCAUCUAUAUGACCCCCGGUACCUCGCAUUCCCCUGCGCAGAACCAGGCCUGCUCCAUAUUCGGAACUUUGAUCACCCCGGCCCUCAACCCCCUCAUCUACAGCCUGAGGAACAAAGAGGUGCUAGGGGCGUUGGCCAAGGCGUUGGGGACAAAUAGCUCUGGUGUGGAGACCCAGGGGAAGGUGGCGGCGAAGAUGAGGGCAGCUGGAAGGAAGCGGGAGACACCCUAA